Messenger RNA from Penicillium mononematosum, 183 nucleotides. RefSeq lists its product as uncharacterized. The transcript has a single exon. The record is from RefSeq and is a predicted model, not a curated record. Lineage: Eukaryota; Fungi; Ascomycota; Eurotiomycetes; Eurotiales; Aspergillaceae. Bases 1 to 183 code for a protein of 60 amino acids.
AUGUUCUGUUACUACUCCGCUUAUGGCACAGCGGUGACCAUCGCGGUCUAUACAGCCCUUCACAAAAUCCGGAGAAUGGGUCUCGGGGUCGGGCAGCUUCGCUUCUACGUUUUGAACGCUAGCCUGGCAGCCGUGGUGCGGAGAUGGCGUAACGCAAGGAGUCUUUCCGGUCGAACGGACUAG